UGAAAGCAACAACCCUCACGUUUUAAAAUGGCAGAGCCUUCAGAUAAGGAGGUAAGACGUAUGUCAAAACUUAGAAAACUAUUCAUGCAAUUAUGUAUUCACAUUAAGUAGUACAUUUUACCCCGAAAUAUGUCAUUUAUUUCAUUUGCUCAAAAUGUUUCAUGUGCAUAAAAAGGCAUGUUAAAACAACAAUAAGAAAAAUUACUUUGUCUAAGAAGUUUCAAACAAAAAAUGUUAUAUAUUUUUUGUGUACAUUAGUCAUGAUACCUCUAUGCAUUAUAUACUCUUUUAAGAUAAUUAUUUACUGAAUGAGACACUUUUAAUCUAGAGCAUAUUUUAACAAAUGAUCAUGGGAGAAAAUGUAUGUACCGAAAUGUGUAUUAUAAAUGUUUCACAAGGUGAAAGACCUUUACAGGGAUGCUUUUGAAACUUUAAGAGCCAGAUGCUAUCGAGCCUCUAAAAUGGAAUAUGAGCAGGCCUCCAGGUAUGACGGGAUAAUGGAAGUCGUUGAACUAUUUACAUAUGGAUCUAUUCCAUGUAAGAGAUUUUUUUCUUCUUUUUGUUGUUGUAAUGAUAUUUAAAAAAAACCAAAGAAAACUUACGUUACUGGGUAAUUUCUCGGUCUGCAAUGUCUCAGACAACCAUUUUUAAGACCACAUUUUCGCCGACUACCAUUUCUCAAACCACCACUUCUCAGACUACCAUUUAUCAGACCACUAUUUCUCUGACUACCAUUUCUCAGAGUACCAUUUAUCUGAAUACUUUAUCUUCGAACACCAUUUUCCGGACUAUCAUUUCUCAUACCACAAUUUCUCUGACUACCAUUUGUCCGAAUGCCAUUUCUCAAACCACGAUUUCUGAGACCACGAUUUCUCAGAUCAUCAUUUUUCUGACUACCAUUUCUCAGCCUACCAUUUCUCUGACUACCAUUUCUUCGACUGCCAUUUCCCCGACUGACAUUUUACGACUACCAGUUCUCCGACUACCAUUUCUCAGACCACACUUUCUCAGACCACAAUUUCUCCAACCACCAUUUCUCCGACUACCAUUUCUAAAACCACCAUUUCUCAGACCACAUUUUCUCAGACUACCAUUUCUCAGACCACCAUUUGCUCACACUACCAUUUAUCAGACCACCAUAUCUCAGACCACUAUUUCCCCGACUACCAUUUCUAGGACUACCAUUUCUAAGACACCAUUUCUCCGACUUCCAUUUAGCAUUUCGCCGACGUUCAUCUUCACAUUCAUCUUCUAAAAAAAAAAUGUAUUGAAAUUCAAAAUUUAUAAAAACUGCGUGUAAUUAAUAAAAAUGAUUUUAUGACAUCCAAGGGUAUGGGACUAUUUUUUUUUUUCAAACUUCAUUUUACCGCCACCGCUUCGAAAAUGGAUUUUCUACCCUUAAAGAUUUCAAAAUCAUUCAUAAUACAAAAGAGAUAAUAUGCAUUUUAAGUGAUCAUAACUAUACUGAGAAUUUAAAAACGUAAAUAUCUUUAGUUUAUAUAGAUCUAUAUAAACGUCUCAAAAAUACAGGAUAAGCAAUUAAAUCCACAAUGUGUGCGAAAUUAGCAGCGUGCUCCCCCUGAAGUCACAAAUCUUAAGGAGAACUAAUAAGUUCCUGAUAUGGCUUAGAGAACUCACGGAAUGGCUGUUAGUGAAAAAAUGUAUUACAAAUGUCUUGUUUCAAAUUGUUUUCUUAUAUGUACUGAAAAUGUACAAUGCAAUCAUAAAACAUUUCAAUUUGUUUGUAUCAAUAAAAUAAUGUUAUCUUAUCUUUUCUUUAAAACUGUACCCUUCUGUGUAAUCUUAAUUGUGAUUCAACGUCGGUUACCUGCUUACAUCGACGGUUUUGGAAAAUAUAGUGAAUAUUUACCGCUUUCUUAUAGCCGAUCCUGAAUAUACCUGAUAAAAAACUGAGGAAGUGGUACUUAGCACCAGGCUCUUGACUGUAUUUAAAAGAAUUGGGGAACAAGAGUAACGUCUGUUUAAAACACAAUGUAUUGUGCAUAAGAAGUUAAGAGGUCUGAUACUUUGUGCUCGGGUAUUUCAAUCCACAUAGUUUUCGAUAAUUUAAUUGUUCUUCUCAGAAUAUUGCCUAAAAAAACAGAUACCAUUUUACACAUUAGUAUUUUUUUUUCAAAUGCCAUUCAAAAACUACACCAGUCCCUGUGGGUUUUAAAAGCGAAAGAAACAAGGUUAUCUCACACAAUUUAGAAGAAAAACAUAAAAGUCAAACCUAAACAUUUACCAGCGUUGAAAUUAUUUGUUUAAAUAACUGUGAGUGAACGCUUGUGAACUAUUUUUUUUCUUCAGAUGGUUAUUUCAAAGCAUCUAGGCUUAAGUCACUUUACAAAGGUGGGCCCUAUGCCAUUCCCGGAUUCCUAUUAUUUGGUGCUGAGUUUUAUAAUCUUUACAGCACACCAGUAAAAGACUAUGCACCGAUUAUAUAGUAAGUCUAAAUUUUUCAUUUCCCAAAUUUAGAUUACUCUCUCUAUAUUGCGUUUUUAAAAAUUAUAGAACAGUCAUCCAAAGUUGUGUUAGAUACAGACAUUUUUGUUAUUGUUGCAGUUAUCGUGUCUUUUGUAAACUAUAUCUGAUCUUUAUAAAUUCCUCACUGAUAAAUUUGUAUUUGGUAUAUAUUGCAUUAACACCACGUGUUCGCUAAAGCAUCUAUUUGAUAAGGUAUGGCAGAGGCAAUAAAAGGCAUUUUUAUAUAAUUCCAGUUCAUUUCACAUGACAUCGAACAUUUCCAGCACGCAUGUAAAGCCUAAUCUCCAUCUCUUAAUAUUGACCUAUCCAAUCACUCUACUGGCUGGCCGAAAGGUGUAAACUGAGUCAACCCCAAACUUCCAGGAAAAGCCUAGACCAGCGAAAACACCACCAAUACGCCUGAUUGAUUGCACUCGGUUAACCGCGAGUGGCAUCUCAUCUAAGAGAUGGGUAACUCUGAGUUCAAACCAGUAGGCUGUAUGCCAUUGACACAAUAAAAAUUCCGGCAAAUCUUGCGACGCUACCACUGCCCAGCUUGUAGCACCCACAGAUAUGUUCCCUUGGGUUUAUUCACCCGCGUGGAGUCAGUCCGCUGUCUAUGGAACCACCUUAUGUGGAGUCAUCCCGCUGUCUAUGGAACCACCUUAUGUGGAGUCAGUCCGCUGUCUAUGGAACCACCUUAUGUGGAGUCAGUCCGCUGUCUAUGGAACCACCUUAUGUGGAGUCAAUCCGCUGUCUAUGGAACCACCUUAUGCUCCUGAAGAGAAAUACCCAGUCUUCACGACUUCGUCCUGCCAAGUUACACUAUCGUCCCUUUAUAACGGACAUGUUCGAGGGGAAAAAAUCACUCUGCAUGUCCUUUUUACGUCCUACUCAUUCUCCUACUACUCUUUCAAUGCUCCUAUGCUAGGAUGAUUUUUCUCUCUCUACUUUUAUCUCUCUAUCUGUUAUACACAGAUGUCUGUCCGAAGCCCUGAAAAAAAAAUGGGUGGGCAUGACGCUAGCCCCACAGGUUCCAUUAAUGACUUCUGUUACAGAACAAUGAGUGCCAAUGAAAAUGUCAACACAGUUAGCUUCAGGAGUGAACUAGCAUAGACUGCUAAUGGAAGAUUGACAAUAAAGCUGCAAGGAUAUGCCUGGAUAUGCCAGACACUAAAGAUGAUUUCUUGUUUCCUUAAUCAUACACCAUAUUGUGAUGCUACAGUUUUUGGAGGCUGCAUAAGACUGAUAAGCUGAGGGUAAAUGUGCAUGUAGCAGGUACCCAAGGAACUCUUACGCAAAAUUAGUUGCUUGAUGAGGUACAUGAUGUAGAAAAGACACCUUCUGCAGCUGUUAACAAACCACUGUGGAAGACAUUCCACAUCACCAUAUGCCCUUUGACUUGGUGAUUUUAUCAACCGAACUUGAACGCAAGAUGGAGAAUAAAUUAAGAGGUUUUUAAAAUAAAGUUUGAUGAAGCUCACAAAGUGUUAAACAAUUAUCCUCUUCUGUACGCGAAAGCAACUAUUUUGCUCACCAAACGUUAACUCGACAGCAAAGUCAUGUGUCACAUUAUGAUAUUACAACGAAUUGUAACAUCUGUUUUAAAAAUAUUCAAACAUGGGCAGUCGGCUUUAGGAAAAGGUUAUCUUGCAAUGCUCAUGCCAUUGUCGUUCUGAAAUCCCUUGAGGAGACUAAUAAGUGUAUUUCAGCUCUGUUCAUAUUUUGCAACCGAAACCACUUUGUAAAUGUUUACGAGAGUAACUUUAGAAGAUUCUAAAAUACUUUGACACCCCCUCCCCCAAAAACAAAAAAGAAAAAAAAACUUUAAAAAAAAACACACAAAUAACACCAAUAACAGCUGAUCAAUAUUAUGAAAUUGCUUUUUAACAAAUUUAAAUGAAUAUUUCUUGGUAUUAUACAUCUUGUUCACACUUUUGAAAUUGAAACUGGAGUGAAAAGUUUGUUUUAUUAUUUUACCGAGUCUCUUCCUACUUUCUUUUGAAAAUUUCGUGCUGGGUCACAGCACAUGGUUAAAGUGGAUAAGAAAUCAAGAAAAUGGAUUAUCACAAGGAUAUGAGACGUACGAAUUUUGACGUACUAAAGGAGGACAAGCAGCCGGAGUUUCCCCACUAAUGUAUAGAUCAAAAUGCACUCCAAACUACUAUCUGUGAUGGAACACUAAUGUAUAGAUCAAAGUGCACUCCAAACUACUAUCUGUGACGGCGCACUAAAUUAUGAAUCAAAGUGCACUCAAUCUACUCGCUGUGACAAAAUGAUAUUAAAAGAAUCAAAAAAAUCAUAAACCGAUGGUCAUCGGCGAUAUCUAACUACCGGUUUAGGCAUUCACAACCUACAGCCACAAACACACGUACAUAAUUUAGAGCCCCGAGCACAGGAGGAUAGCACCGAGUCCACUACCCAUCUCAUCAAGUUUCAUGUUCAUUAAGUGCAUGUUUCAUAAUAGUGUGACGAUCUCAGCAAACCAUCCAGGUUGUAGAUAAGUUCAACGUAUCACUGAUUCAAAGAGAUUUUAUUUUCCAAGAAAAAAAAAAUUCUUCAGCCUGCUUUUGACCAGCCUACAAAAUUAGGAUUAGCCAUUGUUAAUAAAACCGUUCCCAACUGCUACAAUGGACAAAAUGGACUAUUGAUAAAUUGAAAUUUAAACAUAAAGUUACAUCCUUUUUUCCCCUGUAUUUUCUUAAUGUUGAAUUCUAUUUGAAUUAAUCAAUUAAUGUUAAGUUUUCCCUGCAAUUAACUACCCGGGUUCGUUCAAAUGUUAUUUAAUAAUUUUAAAAAAUUGCAACACUAUUUUUUUCUGUAAUUUUUUAUUCUAACAUUAAAUACAAUUCUUAAUAUUUUAAAUAUUAUUUUUGAUAUACAUUACUGCAAAAGAUCAUAAUAAAUAAAUCAAAGUCUAUUAUCGAGUUAUGAGAAUUAUAAUAACUUAUUUUUUUUGUUCAGUCGACGUUCCAUGAUGCAUAACAUUGCAGCAGCCAAAUGGGAAGGUCUGCAGUACCGGACUGAGUCUCAUCUCAUUAUGAUGAACAAGAAGUCUACGUCCCUUGAACAGUGAGUAGAAUUAAUAGAGCUUUUUGAUGCAUGACUAAGUCAAGAUAUAUUAAUGUUUUAAACAGUCAAUGUUUUUUUUUCCCGACUAAUAAAAUCAUAUGGAUAUCAUUAGUACACUGGCUACACGGGCCACUACUUUUAAACACAACCCACAAGAUUAAACGUCAGGAAGUGUAGUCAAUUUUAUUUAUAAACGUAUUUAAAUAUAAAAAAUAUAUUCAUAUUAAAUACUGAACAACUGGUGCUUAAAAAUAUCAAGUUUUAGAUGAACGAUUUAGUAAUAAGGAAAAAAAAGAAAGAAAAGAGGAAAAAUGCUUCUUAACAAUUGGUUGAAAUUAAUAUUUUAAUCUUUCUUUCUUAAAAAAAAAAAUCUAACUAGAACUAAAGAGAUGUAUGAAGAGCUCGUCAAACAAAGGGAGGCCAUCAGCGCUGAAGUGAUUGUACGAUCUAAAGUCUAUGAGCAUUUCAACAAUGGGAAAUUAUUUGAAAACAAAAUUAAAGUAAAAAAUGAAGUGGACGCUACUAUUUUACAAAAUCUGCC
Lymnaea stagnalis (great pond snail) is the source of this 6079-nucleotide messenger RNA. Lineage: Eukaryota; Metazoa; Mollusca; Gastropoda; Lymnaeidae. The record is from the annotation of a GenBank genome assembly.